AGGUGUCCCUGCAUGUCGCCUGUGUGGAUGCAUGAUAACACGACAGGGUCGGUGAUGCUGGGCGUUCCCUCACCGGAGCGAACCCCAGCUCGCUCGAGGGGCCGGCGGCUCUCUCCCGGUGUCGCCCCCGGUAACCUCUAGGUGGAGGUGAUGACAUCAGACAGGACUAUAAAAGCAACGUGGUUUUUUCCAAAAAGUCCGAGCUGAGCACUGAACGACGCCGGCUCGGCCUCAGGACCAGGAGGCUGCGGAGCUUCAGUCGCACCUACAACUGAUGCAUUUAAAUCAACCUGACAUCCCGCCGAGCCUCGGUGCGUCUCCGGUCUCCGGACGCACUCCAACGUCUCCAAUGUCCCCGCAUGGAAGUGUGAAGACACGCAGGGUCAUGCAGCUACACGGAUCUCCUCGUUUGAACCACAGAAAGAUGAGUGGCGGCCUGAAAGUGGCCGCCACGUGGAGCCUAUGGACAACAGAAUCCAGAUAAAUUAGAUUAUUGGAUUGGCUGCCACAGAUUAGAGCUCCUUCGCUCCCUCGGUGCCUCGUAGGAAAAUCGCGUAAUUUACGCGGAGUUUUCGGGAAAUUCAGGAGGUAGUCCCUCCAGACUGGCGGCCAUGCUGACCAGCCUAAUGGAAGGUCUUCUCUGCUGCCUGACCACAAAGUCUGCCAACGUGGUGGUUCCUGUCGAAACCUCGGAACCUGCGGAUGGCUAUGAGUUUGUAGAGGUGAAACCGGGCCGCGUCCUGCGGGUUCGACAUGUCAUCCCUGACCGGCCGGUGGUGGAGGAACCCACUGCGCAGGGUGGGAGUGUCAGCUGCAAACGAAAGAUCACAGUGUACCGUAACGGACAGCUUUUCAUCGAGAACCUGGGCGAGGCAGCAAGUGCAAAGCGGAAAAACGGCGAGAAUGGCAAGACGGAUGAUAACAACGCUGCGGAGGUAGAACCUGCAGACUGUGCUAACUGCUCAACGCCCGUCAGCGUCCCCGAGGCCAGGUCAGACGCCAUCACAGCCGGAAACAACGGUGCAUCGGAAACGGGAGUAAGAGUAGGGUCACCUGCUGCUGAACAGACUGACCAGCUACAGCAACCCAGGAUGCGCCGGCGGAAGCCCAAGCGCACUGUGGUGAUCGACUGUGAGAGGAAGAUUUCAGCCUGUAAAGAGACGCAUCCGGACGUGGCUCUGUUUUUCGUCCACGGAGUGGGAGGCUCGCUGGACAUCUGGGGCAGCCAGUUGGACUUCUUCUCUCGCCUGGGCUACGAGGUGAUCGCCCCGGACCUGGCGGGUCACGGGGCCAGCUCGGCACCACAGAUCGCUGCAGCGUACACUUUCUAUGCCCUGGCUGAGGAUGUGAGACUAAUCUUCAAGCGAUAUGCCCGGAAGAGGAAUAUUCUCAUAGGACAUUCUUAUGGUGUGUCGUUCUGCACGUUCCUGGCCCACGAGUAUCCGGAACAGAUCCACAAGAUGGUGAUGAUCAACGGAGGUGGUCCCACAGCUUUGGAGCCCAGCCUCUGCUCCAUCUUCAACCUGCCCACCUGUGUGCUCCACUGUCUCUCCCCGCUGCUAGCCUGGAGCUUUCUCAAGGCUGGCUUCGCUCGGCAGGGUGCCAAGGAGAAGCAGCUGCUGAAAGAGAGCAAUGCCUUCAACGUGUCGUCCUUUGUGCUGCGUGCCAUGAUGAGCGGGCAGUACUGGCCCGAGGGGGACGAGGUCUACCACGCUGAGCUCACAGUGCCCACCCUGCUGGUGCACGGCAUGCACGACAAGUUUGUUCCCGUUGAAGAAGAUCAGCGCAUGGCAGAGAUCCUCCUAAUGGCCUUCCUGAAGUUGCUGGAGGAUGGCAGUCACAUGAUCAUGAUGGAGUGUCCCGAGGUUGUCAACACACUCCUGCAUGAGUUUUUCCUCUGGGAGCCUGCCUCCUCUCCAGCCCCAAAGAAAGAGUCCAAAACGCGCCCAGAGACCGCCAAAGCCCCCGCUGACAACGCCAAGGCGUCGUCCGAGCCCGUCAAGGCCCGGCCGGCAACUGCCAGGCAGACCUCAUCAAACGUCGGUACAGAGGAGAAUCCACACAGCAAGGCCAAAAACUGACUGGAGAUUAAAGGCUGACUCGGAUCAAAGAUGAAACUUCCACCGGCUGUUUCACUAAAUCAUGGCUGGCAGUGCUCUUUGUAAGUCCUGGGAAACGGAGCUGGUUGGAGCUGUUGAGCCCGAUGAUGAGCCAAAAGAGCCAAUUCAGCUGAAACGGUCCAGCUAAAGACGGACCUAAUGGAAGUGGGACACGACAAGAGACUUCAAAUGUGAUUCCAGUCAUGUCAGCCGAAGGUCGGAGGAAGGGGAGCUUUCUUUGUAGCGAGACAACAAUGGUCCAUUCUCCAGCUCACAGCUCCCUGUCCUACACACAGUCAUGUGAGGUGAUGAUGUCAGGGAAGGCGGAGGAAGAGUAGUAGCAGACAGCCAUGAUGGCAAGAGGGGGGAAAUGAACAGUUGAUGCAGAAAAGGUGGUCAAAGUUAACUUCUGUGGACAGAUCAAAAAGUGUCACCUGCUACACAGACAGGUACAUUUUUGAAAGGAUAUUGGUUGAAGGCCUGGUCGGACUUUUGCCAUUCCAAAGCAAAGCAAAACAAUUGGUUUGUGUGAAACAUGCAUCUGUCUGACUGCCUGGAAAGCAACAGCAGGAUCUAAACCUUAUUGAACUAUAGCUGGAUGGUUUUCUUGAGGUUUGAUAUAGAAUAGUGACCCGUAGCUAGCUGUGAACUGUCUACCUGUGUGUGUGUGUGUGUGUGUGUGUGUGUGUGUGUGUGUGUGUGUGAUUUUCAUGGCAUUGUAAAUUGGAAACCUCACCUGUUCAAGAUAUGAGAGAUUUUUAAUUUUUUUGUCAUACACAAAAUGCAACUAAAAGCCGACGCAAAGAUAUUAAUUGAUUUCAUGUGAAUGUGUUGCAUUUUUUGAUCUCCUAGAACUGAGCCACAUUGUUAUUGUUGCACCGUAGCUCGGGGAUUUGCGCAACCACUUCUGGUAACAAGAACUCAGGAGAAGGGUGUUUUGUGGCCGGUGGCGUUUGUUGACGUGUCGAGGACAGAAGAAGUGAAAGUAAAUCUGCUGCUUCCUAGAAUUCAGGGAUAUUCGUGUGUUAUGUGUGUCAGUCCAGUGUUCCCCUUCUAAAUUUUGCAACGAAUCGCGAUGCUGUAUGGAUGGAAAGGACCAAAUAUUUUUGCACUUGACAGUCAAGCUGUGCCGAAGUGUCCUUGGGCGAGACACUCAACUUAUUUAGUGCACUAGGUAAACCUCUGUGUUGUAUGAGUGAAUGUGACUUGUGUGGUAGAAAAGUGCUAUAUGAAUGCAGUUAAUUUUACAUAAACUGCAACCAAGAUGACACCACACUACAGUGUGUAUGAAAACACUCACUAUGUUUAUCAGGAAGCUGCAUGCUGUAGCGUUUUUGAUUAUAUUGAUUAUAAUCCCCAUCACAACAAAACUUGUUUUAAUGGUUCUUAUAGUUCACGCAGAACACAUUUUGUAUGCAGCAUUUAAAUGUUUUAUUAAUAAUAAUUCAUAAACCCUUGUGUAGUUCUGGAUAAGUGUCUGUGCUCGGAAUUUUAUGUAAUUAUUUUGGAAUUGAUAAUCGUUUGAAACUUAAACUGCAUUGAUCCUUAUUAUUUUUACCUUGAGGAGUUACCUUGAUUAGUAUGAAAACUGUAUUUUGACACGUCUAAGUAUUCUUGAGUCUGAGCUUUUGCAGGUCAAGAGUUAGGCUGAGGGUAAGUGUUGAUUUGACAUAACACUGGAUCUAUCUACAGUUUAUUGUGAACACGUGUGCUGCAUCUCCACAGUCAGUCAGCUUAAGGAAGCUGUUAAACCUGCUCCGACUGUUUUUCCAUCAGCUGCCACGUUCUUAGCAUGUCCAUAGUUCAGGUAUUUAUAAUGUUCUGAGCCUCUAACAGAGAGAGCUCGGACGGUGCAGAUGAAGCACUGAUGUCAUUGGAUUUGAUAUUUUUUUAUACAUAGAGUAUACUUUUUUAUACAUUGCACUUAGAUUUGUGAGAGCAUAUCAAAGAUGCAGCUCUGAUCAGAGAGAUGUAAUAGGCUGUCUCCUGAGCUGAAGAAAAAGAAAACUGUAAGCUUGUGUUUCUUAUAUUUUGUAACUGUUUGCCUUCGAUAUUGAUGCAGAAACAUCUUUCUUGACAUUCACAGAGAUUUGACUGAAGAUUCAAAUCUAGUGUAGUCGUCGUAUUAUAAAAAAUAUGUAUAUUUUAAAUAUCUUAGGACAAAGAACACAUGCGUCCGCCUUACAGCCCCUGAAAACUUUGUUGCAGGUUUUCAUGAUUUUUCUCUGACCAUUAAUGUUCAUAAAUAAAUAAGCAGCAAUUUAAGUUAUAGUUGAGGAAAAUAAAAAGGGCGUGUUAACACUGAACACUUUUUGGAGCAUUUCUGAGAUGCGCUGGGUUUAAACAAUGUAAAUCCAGCCGAUUAAAAUUAAUCUAUAAUGAAAAACAAAACUUUAAAAUGACAAAGGUAAAUUAGUAAGUACUCUGCAUAAAUACUUUCCUUAUUGUAAGUCUCCUUUAAUCACAUUUUGCAGUGUCGCAUGAACAAUUUAAACUUAAUUAUUUUAUAAUACCAAUGUAUAAAUGAAGAGUGUAGCAUCUGUUUAUUUAGCAAGAAGACCAAUACUUAAACUUACUCCAACUAUGAAUGCAGUUAUAGUGAGAUAUAAAACAACAACUUACCUACUGUAGCUUCUGCAUAUUUAAAAAAUGUAGCUCUUAUAUCUCUCAACAUGCAGUAAAUCCAAGGCUGCUAGUUUGAUGACAGCAUUUCUAGAGAAACUUUACUCCCAGAGAUUAUUUGUAUGGAGGCUGCUAGUUUGAUGACAGCAUUUCUAGAGAAACGUUGCUCCCAGAGAUUAUUUGUACGGAAGCCGAGAACGGUCGUGCUUCCAGAUCUUUUUAUAAUACCGUUAUCUCCAAAUGAUGAGUUAUUAUCUCGUUAUAACGAAUUAUUAUCUCGAGAUAACAAGGCUCUUGCAAUUGUAAUUGCAGGCACGGCCGUUCUCGGCUUCCGUAUAUUUGCAUCCUUACACAAAAUCUACUAAAAUAUUUAUAAAUUAGAAUCUUUUCUUUCUUUAGAAAUUGACAAUAAAACAUUUGAUCUUCUUUUUUUUCUUUCUUUCUUUUUAAACAUGUCUCAAUCCGAACCACAAUUGUAUAAAAGCUUUACAAUGUUUA
This is a messenger RNA of Scophthalmus maximus (turbot), 5219 nucleotides long. It is a transcript of the gene abhd8b, whose product is annotated as abhydrolase domain containing 8b. The coding region runs from base 612 to 2081 and encodes 489 amino acids. The transcript is spliced from 6 exons. Gene Ontology annotation, molecular function: catalytic activity. The record is from RefSeq and is a predicted model, not a curated record. NCBI's taxonomy places the organism in Eukaryota, Metazoa, Chordata, Actinopteri, Pleuronectiformes, Scophthalmidae.